Aspergillus aculeatus ATCC 16872 is the source of this 1647-nucleotide messenger RNA. RefSeq lists its product as uncharacterized. Bases 87 to 1427 code for a protein of 446 amino acids. The transcript is spliced from 2 exons. The record is from RefSeq and is a predicted model, not a curated record. NCBI's taxonomy places the organism in Eukaryota, Fungi, Ascomycota, Eurotiomycetes, Eurotiales, Aspergillaceae.
CCCCCUCUUGUUUACAUACGGGAACGCAGAUAGUUCCAACCACCAAGAAAUGUGAGAACUUGUCCCAGCAUCAAAUCGCCGUCCGAAUGUCACGCAGAUCCAUUCUCGAUCUUCCUGCCGAAAUCCUCAACCAGAUCCUCUCCAUCUGCGAGCAAGUCUCUCAGAAGGCAGACGCUCAUUGCAUCGCCCCUCUCCUCACCUGCCAACAGCUCUACCAUCUCACACUUCGCGUCCUCUACCGCGACCUACGGUUCACCUACUCCUCUCCUCCUCCAUCGCGGACGAGCUGCCUGCACCGGUCUCUGGAAUCGAAUCCAAGGCUAUAUUCGUUCGUCCGGUCUCUUGUUUUCGAUCUGCGACCGGAGAAUCCGGGCGAAUAUAUCACGCUCGACGACUAUGUGGCGGCCGCUAGCGUGCUAAGCCGGUGUGAGGCGAUCCACUCGUUGCAGAUCUGGGGCGCCGCCUUUCUGUCGCCCGAAGACCGGAAACCUUUCCAAAUGGAAACGCUGCCGGGCCAACCGGCGAUCGACCUCUGCCGAUGGGAACUUUUGCAGUAUGCUCUCUGCCAAUGCCACACGUUGCGGAAGGUCGAGAUGGCCAGCAACCGAGAUUCGCCCGGCUAUGGCUUCAAGCUCCGCUCCGACUUUCAGGCGCAGGCCCGUGACUUGCGGCUCUUGCCGGGCACGGGCAUAAAGCUCCCUGUGCCAGGUACGACGACUUCCGAAAAUGAACAACGAAAAAAAGGCGAUCCAGGUCUGCAGGGUGACGCCCGCCGCCGCUCGAUUGACUUCAGCAUAUCAUUCGGGGAGGGUCACGCCGGAAAGGAGUAUGAGGCGAGGAAUAUCGAGUUUAUCCACGUCUUCGUGUGGAUGAAACGUCGUCCGCAAAUGCUCCGGCGCAUGGUCUUCGGUGACUUCAGGUCCCCUACACUGAUCAAGGAGUUCCGAGCGGCGGCGUACCCCAACCUGCACACGGUCGUCUGUCCGCCCGUCCACGUGAGGGAGCGCAGGCGUGGGCAUAGCCCAUACAAACCGCCCUCUGAGGUGGUCGAUCGGCUUCUGGGCCCGUCGGUGCAUACAUUUGUGUUCGACCUGGCCACCUAUGAUCAGCAGUUGGGACUGUCUUCUACCGCGUUCGGGGAGCUGGAGGAGCGAUGGCUGCGGGAGCUGGCCCAGAGUGCCGCCGCCCCGGGCCGAAACUCGGCGCUGCAAACAAUCUACAUCGACUUUAAACCGGACCCGGAUUGUGAACAGGGAUUCGAUCCGGCGAACUAUGCUUGGGACCGUAUAGUGCGAUUGCAGAGGCAAUUACAGCCAUUGGGGAUUCAGGUGAAGUAUACAGCGCCUUCGAUGACGCGAGAAGAGUAUCACGAGCUGUGUCGCCAACAUCAGGAGUGGAUCGCGGAUGAAGCCCGUCAGGAGGAAUGAGGAGGAUAUUCUUGGAUAACGCCUCCUUCAGGGGCUUCCCGGCUGGCCGCCAUGACUACCGGUCGGAGAACCAGCUGCAGGGCUGUGCGGACUGACCCAAUGUCGUAUCAUUUAUCUACCCAAGCUUUGAUUCAUUUGAUUAGCACAGUCUCCUCUUCUAGGCUAGCAUAAGAUCACCCCGCUCCCCCAGGGUGCAUCGAAUCGAGUUCCCCAUUAGUCC